Messenger RNA from Corticium candelabrum, 1556 nucleotides. RefSeq lists its product as uncharacterized. The transcript has 15 exons. NCBI's taxonomy places the organism in Eukaryota, Metazoa, Porifera, Homoscleromorpha, Homosclerophorida, Plakinidae. The coding region runs from base 1 to 1401 and encodes 466 amino acids. The record is from RefSeq and is a predicted model, not a curated record.
AUGCGAGGCGAGAGAGUUGUUGCUGUUGUCGUCGUCGUGUUGGUGUCUUACGGCGUCGGACUCAGAGACGUCCACAUGUGGAGACGCGAAUCGGUCGACGAGACUCCCAACUUGACAACAAUCGACAACGGGAUCGUAAGUGUAGGAGUCGACUCCAACAGGGGAGGAUCCAUCACCUACUUCUCCGUCUCUCACAGAAAUGAAAACGUUAUUAAUGUUUACGACAUGGGGAGAGAAGUGCAGAUGUCUUUUUAUGGUGGACCCGACGACUACGAGCCCAGUGCUAACAGCGAUAGAUGUAAGAGCAAAUGGAGACCUCAAGGAAACUGGCCUUGGAAUCCUAUUGGAGCUGGAGAUGUGAGUGGAAAUUCAGGAGAAGUUCUGGAUCUUCAAAAAGACGAUGAGACGCAUGAGAUUUACGUCAAAUCCAGACCCUUACAAUGGUCAUGUCAAAUGGUACCCUGCGAAUGCACUUUCGAGAAGUUAAUCAGCCUUGACGGACCUGCCGUAAAUGUCCACGCUAAGUUGGUCAAUAAUCGUUCUGACCAUACCUCAUAUCCCGCUCAUGGCCAGGAACUCCCAGCAGUCUAUACAACGGGCUCGUUCUACAGGAUCUUUACCUACAAUGGAACAAAGCCAUUCACACACGACGAGUUGACCGAAUUCAAUACGACAGGCAAAAUAUGGACUCCGGGACAAUUUUUGGCAACAGAAAGUUGGGCUGCUCUGGUAAACGACAGCCUCUGGGGCCUCGGUGUAUUCCAGCCUUACACUAAUCUUAUCACUGGAGGUUUCGCCGGCCCACACGGAAACUAUGGACCCCACAGUGGAAGUACUGGCUACCUAGCACCGAAUCAAAUCGAGAUCCUUGAUUACAACAUUAUCUACCAAUUCAAUUUUUCAAUAAUUCUAGGUUCACUGCAGGAGAUUCGACAAUAUGUGUAUGACAAGUCAAGUAGACGACAGUCCUGCCUCGAUUAUGCUUUCACAAUCGAUAGAGAGCACUUUCGCUACGAAAAUGCAGCAGAUGCGGGUCAACCCAAAGGAUCGUGGCACAUUUUCUUAGAGCAAAACGACCCACAGAUUAUUGGACCGGCGUGUGUUUGGAUGGCGGAAGACCAUCCUACUCUGUACAUCAACGCAUCUUACAGCACCAAUCUCGGUCCGAACAACACCGCACAAGUAUUCUUCAACGCGGACGGUCGUGGCGCACAGUUCGACGAACAACACAGCGUCUCCUUUCCCAUCCAAACCGACAAUCAUUUUCACCAAUACGCGGUCGACUUGUCGUCCAGUUUGUAUUACAAAGGAGCCAUGUAUGGCAUCAGAUUCGACCCCGUGCCGUCUGGCAAGGCGGGCGCUUACGUCGAGAUUGCAAAGAUUUCUGUUCGACUGCGGUAAAAUUUCUUGGCACUCAUGCAGACGUCGUGAUAGUCUGCUUGCUUAUUAACAAACGUAUCAGGUUAGAAACGAUUGGCUGCUGCAACAGCCGACAGUAUACGUUGAUACAUAAUUUGUGUAGUCUCGCCAAAUUCCAAAAAUUACCUUUUUCGAGA